Ophidiomyces ophidiicola is the source of this 1053-nucleotide messenger RNA. RefSeq names its product c-5 sterol desaturase. The record is from RefSeq and is a predicted model, not a curated record. The transcript is spliced from 2 exons. Gene Ontology annotation, molecular function: oxidoreductase activity; iron ion binding. Gene Ontology annotation, biological process: lipid biosynthetic process. Bases 1 to 1053 code for a protein of 350 amino acids. Lineage: Eukaryota; Fungi; Ascomycota; Eurotiomycetes; Onygenales; Onygenaceae.
AUGGACGUCGUUCUUGAAGUAUUUGAUUCGCUUGCCUUUGAUUACUUAUACGCUCUUGCAUUGCCGGGAUUGGAUUCGGCCCCUUUGGUUUCCACCCAAAUUGUCGAUGGCUUAAACAAAACCGUUACAACAGAGGGUAACGGGUUCAUAUACCACCCCGCCUCACAAUAUUUGAAUCUCGAACCCUCUAAGUAUGCAUAUAUGAGCUCUUUAACCCGUGAUGAUCCAUACAGGCAAGCCUUUUCGCUGUUCAUCAUCACUUGGAUCUUUGGUGUCGUUUUGUACUUCGUCUUUGCCAGCCUUUCGUAUCUCUUAGUUUUUGAUAAAACGACCGUCAACCACCCGAAAUACCUCAAAAAUCAGAUGCGCCUUGAGAUUGCGCAGACUAUGGGCGCUCUGCCGAUAAUGGCGAUCCUGACAGUACCUUUUUUUCUUGCAGAGGUCCGAGGCUUUGGAAAAAUGUACGACACUUUUGAUGAGGCGCCGUUUAAACUCUACAACGUUAUUCAAUUCCCCUUUUUCUUUAUGUUUACCGACUUCUUAAUCUACUGGAUCCACCGCGGCCUGCAUCACCCGUUGAUCUAUAAACGCUUGCACAAACCGCACCAUAAGUGGAUCAUGCCAACGCCAUUUGCAUCCCAUGCAUUCCACCCUGUUGAUGGCUGGGCGCAAAGUUUGCCAUAUCACAUCUUUCCUUUUAUUUUUCCGCUCCAGAAAUUCGCUUAUGUGCUCCUCUUCAUGGCAAUCAACAUCUGGACCAUCCUCAUUCACGAUGGCGAGUAUGCAACCAACAAUCCUGUCAUUAACGGUGCAGCGUGCCACACAAUGCAUCAUCUAUACUUUAACUAUAACUAUGGACAAUUUACGACCCUAUGGGACAGACUCGGCAAUAGUUACCGCAAACCAAACGAUGAAUUAUUCCGCCGUGAAACUAAGAUGGACAAAUCCGAAUGGAACCGUCAAGUCGAGGAGAUGGAAGCUCUCGUGAAAGAAGUCGAAGGUGACGAUGAUCGUCAGUAUUUGCACGACGAGGAUAAGAAAAAGAACAUUUAA